Messenger RNA from Lizanozyma spartinae, 1533 nucleotides. RefSeq lists its product as uncharacterized. Bases 1 to 1533 code for a protein of 510 amino acids. The record is from RefSeq and is a predicted model, not a curated record. The transcript is spliced from 2 exons. Lineage: Eukaryota; Fungi; Ascomycota; Pichiomycetes; Serinales; Debaryomycetaceae.
AUGGUGUUAACAACGUACACGGGUACAACCACCCUGUACUCGACAACCACGUAUUUUAAUAUUUUAAUACUUGGUCAGCAAACAGAUACCUAUACGUUUGUUCCUAGAGCUACUUCCACUUGGCCUACAACUACGGGUACAUUCACUAAUUCAGGGACUCUCACAAGAACAAAGCAAGGUAUACUUGAUCUUGGAGGAAAUUCCAAUAUAGUUACAGUGAUCCCCUAUGUCCCAUAUUCCCAAACAACAAAGAACACAAUAACCUAUACUGGUAAAGCAUUCACCACUACAAUUACGGGGGCUGAUGGUACCAUUACUUAUCAAGCGUAUGUUCCUUACUCCACGUUAACCACCACCGUCACCGGAAAUGAUAGAGGUACAACAACAACUGUUACGGGUGCUGAUGGUACCAUUACUGUCUCUGCUAAUGUACCAUACUCAACAGUAUCUACAACUUUGUACAGCGGAGUCACGACUGGGAAAACUGCCACUAUCACAGGUAAUGACGGUACUGUUACUGUAACUGCUCAGGUCCCCAUAACUACCACAACCGUUACAACUACCGGAAGUGUGUCUAGCAGAGUAACUGCAACCACUUCAGGACUGACGGGUGUUGUUACUGUACUUGUAGGUGUACCUUAUUCAACACUCUACCUUACUUUAUACUAUGGGCUUAUUGGGUUUUCGGUUACUGUGCUGCAAACAGGUGAUUCAGGUACGGUUACAGCAUUUGCAUUGGAACCCAUUUUUGGAGGUGCACUUAAUACGAUUACAACAGAUGUUACAGUUACCACAACUACGGUUUAUGAUUUCUUCCUUGAUAUUUUUGGUUGGAUUGCUCAAACUUAUGUUGCUGUUCCAUAUUCUACCAUCACUGCAGCCACAGUUACAACAGCUGUCCCAGCUACCACUCAAACAGCUAUUGAUACUGGUGUUGAUGGUACUGUGACAGUUUGGGUUGAAAUUCCUUAUAGUACAACAAAGACAACCGUAACACGUGAUCAACCAGCAGCCACUGAUUAUGCCACAGGUGUAGAUGGUACUGUAACUGUGGUAGUUGUCGUUCCAGAAUAUACUUACUCCACAUCUUAUAUUUCAGGACUGGAGACAAUUACAGUAACGACAGUUGAUGGGAAUGGUAACCCUACCACUUAUGUUGAAAUCCCCACGCCAACUCCAUCUUCAACCUCGACAUGGAGUUCUACUUAUACCACAACGACAGUUACAACAGUUGAGGGAACUAAAACAGUUGUUGCUGUGAUACCUACUCCAUUUUCGACCUCAUAUGUUUCUGAAGUUGGAACAUAUACUGUUUCGGGUCUUGAUGCAAAUGGCUUUCUUACUACUUGGGUUGAAGUUCCUACCCCAAUACCAUCUUCGACAUCAACAUGGCCAGAAUCUUAUUCAACCACGUCGCAAUUGACUAUCGAUGGAACAGAGACAUUUAUUGCGUAUAUUCCAACACCCACUUAUUCAACAUCGUACUAUCCAGGACAAUUGUCAACCACUUUUACACACCUCAGAAUGGUCUGA